GAUAACAAGGUGUAGAACUGGGUGAACACAGCAGGCCAAGCAGCAUCAGAGGAGCAGGAAAGCUGACGUUUCGGGAAAGAGAGAGAUGCACUUUAAAGUGCCCAGAAUGUCUCCAUUACUUGCCCACCUUGUUGCUGUCCCUCAGUGUACCCUGGACUGAGACAAAGUCUUAGGGACUAGUUUUGAUCACUUUAGAGUAGGGUGGGGACCCACCAGAAGUCAGCUCCACUUGUCCGAUGUUGCAUCUGUGCCCGCUGAGUGAGUCGCUGCUGAUCAGUAACUCCCGGUCCGCCUGCGACACCGACCUGCUGUGCAGGGAACGGGUGACUUUCUGUAUCAACGUAUCGAAGCAGCAGCCGUUCCCGGCGCUGAAGAUCAGCGGCAUGCGGGUGCCGGUCUUUGACGAGCCGGCCGAGAAUCUCUACAAGUACUUCGACCGGUGCGCGGACGCGAUCGAAGACGCGGGCAAGCAGGGAGGCAGGACCCUGGUCUACUGCAAGAACGGCCGGAGCCGCUCAGCGGCGAUCUGCACCGCUUACUUCAUGAAGCACCGCUCCCUCUCCCUGCAGGAGGCGUUCGGGCACCUGAGAUCAGUCAGGCCAGCGGUAGAACCCAAUGAGGGAUUUUGGGAGCAACUUCAACGAUAUGAAAGUGAACUUCAAUCCAGGCAGACUGGGGCUAUUUCUUCAGCCAGUGGAUAAAUAUGUCAAGUAGCACAUCAGCCUUUGCUCUGAAAUAGUUCCCUUGAGACUUGCUUCACUGAUAUUAAGAGAGAAUCCAUACCGAAUGCUACUGUCAUUCAGUUAUUUUGCCUUAUGAUGUCAUCAUGAUUUCAUCUGGUCGUAAUGUAUGAUAUCGUCGUUCUAUAAUGCAUUGUGGUCAAGUUCUGCUGAUCCUGUAUUAGUAUCGACCUAUUGUAACAAAGUAUUCUGGGGCUGGAGGGUUUACACAAGGGACGGGUCAUGAGUUUAUUGGCCCUUCCAACAUUGCACAUUAAUGUCCAUCUCCAGCCUUUUGCCUCCACAUUCUUUACACAUUUGUCACUUCUCAAACCUGCGCAUAUCGUUCCCGGAACACCAUUUAGAAUCCUUCCGAUUAAAUUUUGACCAAGCCAAAACAGCUCCUAUUUAAAAUAAAACCCAAAUGAUAUCCUGUGUAAAUGUGACAAAUUUGCCGAAUGUCUCCUCAUCCUUCUCAAUCUGAUUGCAGCCUUUGAUACAAUGAUCACUCCAUUAUCCACCAGUGCCUGUCCAUUGUUAUCCAACUAGGUGGAACGAUACUCUCCUGGCUGAAUACUUUGCUUGCCAGAGAGUCAUGUCAAUGGCAUUUUGUCCUGUCCUGCACCAUCACCUCUGUAGUCCACGUAUUCUUGGUCCCUCCUAAUUCUCAUCCAAAUGCUGCCUGCUGGUGAUAAGAACUAAAUCCACAUCAGUUGCCAGAUAUAAACUGACAACACCCACCACUUGGAUCGACUUUUUCCAUCUCCGUAAGAUCGUCUGCCUCAAAUUAUUGUUUUCUGAAACCCUCCCUCAUUGAUGACUUUGUUCCCUCUAGACUUGACUACUCUGAUUCAGCCUUGCCUGACCACCUGCAUUCCACCCUUUGUAAACUCCACAGAUCAAAGCCGAACUUGCUGGGUCUAUUUUAACUCACACCAACUUUCUUUCACCCUUCUCCCCUGUGCUUGCAGACAUUCAUUGGCACUCAAGGAAUUCCUCAAUUUCCGAAUUCUCAGCCUUGUUUGAAAAUCACUUGAUCACCUUGCCCCUCCGGACCUCUGUAUAUUCCUCCAGCCUCUCCAACCCACCGAGAUUAUUUUGUUCCUCCAGUUCUGGUGCCUUGUGCGUUCCUGAUUUUAAUCACUUCACUGGAGGUUUUGACUGGAUCAUCUUGAAUUCCCUCCCUUCAGCUCUCUGCCUCAGUUUCCUCCUUGACAUUCCUUAGAACCUAACUCUUUAUCUAAUCUUUCUAUUAUUCCUGUGAUGCCUCCUUAUGCAGCUCAGUGUCAAGUUUGAUAUUACAUUGCUCCUGUGAAGCAUCAUGUGAUACUUCAUUGCCUUAAAAGCAUGAUGUCAUUUCAGAUUGUUGUUGAUGUUACAGGACAAGUGCUACAAUAUGUUUUAGUUGUUCAUGGUGUACUUUGUUUGCCGGAAAAAAAAUGACAAACAGAGGUUUUGUGGAGCAUUGGAUCCAGAAAGACUAAGCUCAAGUCUGACUCUAAGACUCAAUGCCCAAGGAAGAUGUGUCAUAAUGUGGCCAAGCAGAUUGGAAUUAACCUGAAAAUCCUUUCAACGCAGGACAGUAGCAUAGCUGGGAUGGAUUCCUGGUCAGACAUAUUUUGGAAAGGAAUUAGGGUUUCUACCAUCGCUAUCUAUAACUCUAAGUGACAAUAUGCAUGUAAACUAGUGUUUUGGCACAGCAGCUCAGCCUCUUUGGAGAGCUGGUUUGGAUCAGAUUAGCACCAACAGCAUAGAUUCGAACCCCCUUCCGGCUGAAAUGGAUUUGGGGACCUUCCGGGGUGGAGAUCACAGUAUUAUCGAUCAGACCUGUCUUUGGGCAGAGAUUUGAAGAAGGAGAAAACAAUAGCUACUUUUGCAUCCAUUUGUCAUAUCCUGUUCAUCACUGAAUUAAAACUCAGGUGACAACCAACUACAAAUUCUAACUUACGUUUCCGUUUGGCCACCUUUCUGUCCUUUGGUUUGAUUCAUCUUGCAAUGGUGAUAAUACAGUGUCUCCCUCUACAAAACUUCAAUUACGCAGCACUGCCCACAUUUCCUCAGCACUAUUGUUGAAAACUAGCAUCAUGUUUUGUUUCUUGAGUUAUUCCUUUUGCAGAACUCAAAAACAAUUUUAACUUCUUGCUUCUUCUGCUAACUUGAAUGCACCUGCCUUUAAAACUUAACUUGGCAUAAAUUUGUCAUAUUCUACCAUAUAUUCCUGUUUGACACAAUAUUGGUGCUGUCCUGGACCAUGUUUCAUGAAAGUUUAUGUCUGAUCCCUCAGCAAUUAACUGAAAGUGAACCAACAGGACCACACUAUCAAACGCACACUUCUCAUUGUUGGCUGUCACACCCUAUUUAUCAGGGCUACAACAAUUUAUGAUUUUGAAUGGCUGGAUCAAAUUAACCUCUUAACUAUCCCUUGAUCGAAGAAGAAUAAUUUCUGCCUAGCCUCUCCACAUAAAUGAAGCCUCUUACUCUUAGUAUCCCUCAGGUAAAUUUUCUCUGCCCUCUCACUAUUGCCUUGACAUCCAUCUAAGCUUAUAUGUGAUGCCCAGAUACUCCAACAGGGUCCAAACCAAUGAUAUGUAGAGGUUGACCCAAAGGAUUUGCAACAUCUGACCUGAAAACGUGGAUCCAUUUGCCUGCAUGACUCAAACAGGCCUUUAAAGGAAGGCCAAAUCUUCUGAUGAGAAUAGGUGGGAGAAUGUUUAAAUUCUUGUGGCAUUUCUGCAAGAUGGCAGCAGAGUAGGCUCGUCCACGCCAUCCGCUCGUCUUCUCUUUUUUUCUUCUUUUCUCGUUUAAUUUAAAUUAUUUUUCUAUUAACUUACCGUCUGGAGAGAGGCAGUGGUAUCGGGCUGGCUAAAUCAGGUGUGUCUGCUAGAUGGAUAGUGUGAGGUAGUCGCUAGGUGCCUGACCCAGGACUCUGGGUGAAUUCCCGAUGCCUGGUGCGCAGACUGAAGUCAAGGCCGAGGACCGACGCGUGGACCAAGGCGAGACCUGGCGCAGAUACUGCCUGGAUCAGGGCUUUGGCGGAUCUGAGAUCCCAGGAGUGAGCCCAACUUGGCGAUGGAGGUUCUCCUGACAUCUGCAGUGACGAUGAGAGCAGGGGAGACCGAGCCAGCGCAGGGAAAGCGUGCGAAAGAGGAGAUCGAGCUCUUGUAGGAAGUGCAGUCACAGCAUGGCUAAGCACAUAAGGAAACCUGUAAUGGUUGAACUUUUAGCUUUAUUUCUUGACUUAAUACUAAGAAGGACUGUAAUGUGUAAUACCGUGUGUGGCGACAUUAAAAACUUUUCACUGUACUUCUGUACUUGAGUACA
Rhincodon typus (whale shark) is the source of this 4040-nucleotide messenger RNA. It is a transcript of the gene dusp28, whose product is annotated as dual specificity phosphatase 28. Gene Ontology annotation, biological process: protein dephosphorylation. The coding region runs from base 237 to 701 and encodes 154 amino acids. The record is from RefSeq and is a predicted model, not a curated record. Gene Ontology annotation, molecular function: MAP kinase tyrosine/serine/threonine phosphatase activity. Gene Ontology annotation, cellular component: cytoplasm. NCBI's taxonomy places the organism in Eukaryota, Metazoa, Chordata, Chondrichthyes, Orectolobiformes, Rhincodontidae. The transcript is spliced from 2 exons.